UGAAGGGUUAAUAAUCCUGAUAUAAACAUGCAUCAAAAUAAACUUUCGCAUUCAAGUGCAAAACCAGCGGCCAGAUAUCUCUUCAGAAACAUGUAAAAACUCCGUAAUGUACUACUUAAUACCCAAGAAGACGAAUAUUAACCGAGAAACAUUUAAAAUACUCAGUAAACAAAGGACCAUCAACAAUGGAGCAGGAAAACGAGCCGAAAGUAAACAAUGAGGAGGAGCAGCUGCUUGGAUCUGUUACGACGAUCAACAACACAGAGGGAUCGGAGUUCAAGAACCAGCAGAUUCGGUCCAGUGCCAGGGUUUUUAAGAAAAUGAAACUUGACAGUGCUCCUAUGAUAACUGAGAAAAGGGAGAAGAAAGAGGACGUGAAACAGGAUAUAAACAAGAAAUGCUGCAAGCCCCAGUGGACAUCAGAAGAUAAAAAUAUAUUCUUUGAGGCUCUGUAUGAAUAUGGUAAGAAUUUUGACAGUAUACACUCCUAUAUAACAGCAAAAUUUAAAAAAAAGGGUACUCCAGAGCGAUUGCUCAAAACUAAGGACCAAGUAAGACAUUUGUAUCAUAGAACUUGGCAAAAAAUCUCUAAGUACUUAAAGUUUAAUGAGGGUAUCAAAAAAGUGGUUCAGGAAUUGUAUGCUUUGAUCAAUUAUGGAGAAAUUAGAAGGAGGCUCGGUUCAGUCAGCUCUAAAAGUCUUCAGAAACUAAAUGAGUUGAUUUACAGUGGUUCAAUUGUACUGAGGUGCAAAGGGAAAAAUGUCAGAAUCAACACUCCAAUGUGUAAAGCCUUAAGAAGGCUGAAUCAGUUGGAUGAAAAACAUGAUGAACUAAUACUUCCUUUUAAAGUCAAUGUGGAGAUAGUUCCAAAGGAUAUGGCAUCUUUUUUAAAAGUUCAGGGUGCAGCACAAAAUCCUAGGUUAAAAGCAACUCUACCUUUACAGAAAAGAUUAAGUAGUUUGAUAUCAUGCAUUAAUAAGAGAUGGAGAAGUUUAGAUGCAACAUUGUAUGAUAAAGCUGUAAUUUCAACCAAUGUUGUUACAAAUGAUUGUGUACCUCCAAAAGAAGCCAUUGAGGAAAACAAGAAAAUUUUAUCACCAUCUGUUAGAUUAACACCACAAGCUAAUUGUCAAAUUGAAGUUCCUUCAAUCAAUUUAAGUGAAUAUUAUACUAGGCAAAGUAUUUGUAUGGCAUCUUACGAGAACCGAUUAGGUAUAAAAUCGGAAGAUAAGUCUAUAUAUAAGUCCGCCUCUAAGAAACCACCGCGUGUAAGAAAUGAUAGUAUUAGUGACAAAUCACCUCUAAAGACUGAACUGGAAAUUACUGAAAAUUCUAAUGGCAAUGACAAUAACUUAGUUGAUAAAGUUGUAAAUGAUGCAGUUAAUACUCUUUUAUCCCUACAGCAGCAUGAGCCUGAAAUAAAAGAAGAAUGUGAUAACAAAAAGAUUGUACAAGAUGAUGUAGAUGAGAUUCAGAAAAAACUGAAAAUUGAAUCUAUACGGAAAGGCUGGACUGAGGAAACUGCAGAGACAUUAACCAUUGGUGAGAUAUAUUUAAUGGUAGGAAAUGACUCUAAAGUAGUAUUAGAAUACAGUUGGGAUGAGCCUGAAAUUAAAACAGAGACGCAAAAUGAAGAGAACGAGGAAAACAAAAACAACGGAGAUGUAAGUGCGUCUCUCAACAAGUUAUUGUCAGUCGCCAAAAUGCAUUAUAGAAAAAACAUAAUUAAAUGUCCUUGUGGACAUGUUUGCGGUGCGAAAACUAACCCCCAGUUGAACAGACAAAUGGAAUCCAAAAUCAGAAAAAUGCUAAAUGACAUUGGUAAAUGCACUGAUGAAGCUGAUGAUGGAAUUGUGCCAGAAGAGACUGAGGCUGAAUCAUUUGCACAACCCCAAAGAUUUGCACCAUCUAAAUUCCAUGCAAUCUCCCCAGCUUCAUAUUAUCAACCUAAUCCACCAAUGGUGCAUCUUAUAACCCAACUGAAACCAAGAUACUGCAAUAGAAAAGGCAGAACGCCAAGAUCCAAGCAAGUUGUAGUUGAAAGAAAACUGCCCCUUCUUCCAAACAAUUUGGAAAGCGGUCACCAAAUCGUGCGCAUGAACAUUAUCUCACAGGAUGCAUCACAAAAACCGGACGCUGGCGAAGCAAGCACAUCAUUCAAUAAUGUCACCUCCAUGCCUGAAGUGCAGGUUUACGAUACUGAAAUGAACACCGUGCCCAGUUUCGGGCAGAUAGUUCAAUCAGAAACUGAACCGACACUUGAUAAUGUACCUCUUAACGAUGAGCACACAUUCGUAGCGGCGAGUCCAUCCAGACUGAUCGCUGAAAGCGACAAUCAAUGGAUUAAUGCCGAAGUUGCCGACUAUUCGCUGAGCAGUUUGCUGGGUACUUUGGAGUCGCCGAUAAAGUCCUCGAUUGCCGAAGAUUCUAGGAUGUCGGAGGAUGUAGAUGCUCAGCUGAGGUCGUUACUUACCGAAAGCAGCUUGGAUUUUUCCGCAAACUUCGCCGAUUUGGCUGCUCAGGUAUCGGAAGUGAAGAAGUAGUGCCAAAUUUUUUAUUUAUUUUAUUUUCACAUUUUUUUUUUAUAUUUUAUCAUACAUUUGUAAAUAUGUAUAGAUUUCGAUACUAAAUUAUUAAAAGAAAUUUUGUAUAGCUACUAUUAUGUGAGCACAUUAAUUGAUGUUGUUUUUUACUUUUUAACGGAUUAUUUUUAAAUAAACUAUUUUUUAUA
Messenger RNA from Aethina tumida (small hive beetle), 2731 nucleotides. It is a transcript of the gene crm, whose product is annotated as protein cramped. Gene Ontology annotation, molecular function: chromatin binding. The coding region runs from base 186 to 2543 and encodes 785 amino acids. Gene Ontology annotation, biological process: pattern specification process. Lineage: Eukaryota; Metazoa; Arthropoda; Insecta; Coleoptera; Nitidulidae. Gene Ontology annotation, cellular component: nucleus. The record is from RefSeq and is a predicted model, not a curated record. The transcript has a single exon.